Messenger RNA from Triplophysa rosa, 5398 nucleotides. It is a transcript of the gene mast1a, whose product is annotated as microtubule associated serine/threonine kinase 1a. Gene Ontology annotation, molecular function: protein serine/threonine kinase activity; protein binding; magnesium ion binding. The transcript has 26 exons. Gene Ontology annotation, biological process: intracellular signal transduction; peptidyl-serine phosphorylation. The record is from RefSeq and is a predicted model, not a curated record. Lineage: Eukaryota; Metazoa; Chordata; Actinopteri; Cypriniformes; Nemacheilidae. The coding region runs from base 263 to 5398 and encodes 1711 amino acids.
GGCACAUUACCCUUGAGAGCUACCUUCUCUCUCUUCUCUCUUCUCUCUCUCUCUCUGUCCUCUCAUUCUCCAUCACUCAGCCGCACACACUCAGACAAACAGGGGAGCAUGUGUGAAGGAGGAUGAGACGUGUCAUGGCCUAGUCGGCUGUUUUCUGUGACUGUGUGUUAAAGUGUGUCUUGACAUACUCGGCUACCGCUGUUGCUUUCAUCGCUGCGUGUGUGUGUGCGUCUGCGCCCAACCAGGCAUUCAGGCUAGCAACAUGUUCCGCCGCACAAAAAGUUGUCGCACCAGUAACAGGAAGAGUCUGAUCCUAACCAGCACAUCUCCCACCCUGCCACGCCCACAUUCUCCUCUACCAGGACACAUAGGAAGCAGUCCUUUGGACAGUCCCAGGACCUUUUCGCCCAGCGCUCCGGCCCAUUUCUCCUUUGCAUCUUCCAGAAGGGCUGAUGGCAGGCGCUGGUCCCUGGCCUCUCUUCCUUCUUCUGGAUAUGGAACCAACACACCAAGCUCAACGUCUUCCAGCUCGUCUCAGGAGCGGCUGCAUCAGUUGCCCUUUCAGCCCACGCUGGACGAGCUGCACUUCCUGUCCAAACACUUCGGCAGCACAGAGAGCAUCACCGAUGAUGAUGGACGGAGGUCGCCGCAUGUUCGGCCACGCUCUUGCAGUCUCAGCCCUGGGCGCUCGCCUUCCUGCUAUGACAAUGAGAUUGUUAUGAUGAACCAUGUUUAUAAGGAGCGGUUCCCUAAGGCCACGGCUCAGAUGGAGGAGCGCUUGGCUGAUUUCAUCGAGACGUACUCGCCCGAGAACGUGCUGCCGCUGGCCGAUGGGGUCCUCAGUUUCAUUCACCACCAGAUCGCCGAGCUGUCCCGAAACUGCCUGACCAAAUCUCGCGAGGGCCUCAUCACCACCGUCUACUUCUAUGAGCUGCAGGAGAACCUGGAGAGACUUCUGCAUGAUGCUUAUGAGCGAUCAGAGAGUACAGAGCUGACCUUCAUCACAGAGCUGGUGAAAAAACUCUUCAUCAUCAUCUCUCGUCCCGCCCGGCUGCUUGAAUGCCUGGAGUUCAACCCCGAGGAAUUCUACCAUCUUCUGGAGGCUGCUGAAGACCAUGCUAAAGAAGGACAGUUAAUGAAAGCGGACAUCCCACGAUACAUCAUCAGUCAGCUCGGAUUGACCAGAGAUCCUCUGGAAGAUAUGGUGAAUUUGGAGAGUUAUGACAGCGAGGGACCGCACACUCCUGAAACCGAUGACUCCGCAGAAGGGAAGCUCAAAGCCAUGAAACCUCCAUGUGAAUCAGACUUCCAAACUAUCAAACUCAUCAGCAAUGGAGCGUAUGGAGCGGUAUAUCUGGUCAGACACAGAGAGACACGGCAGCGCUUCGCCAUGAAAAAGAUCAACAAGCAGAACCUGAUCCUGCGGAACCAGAUCCAGCAGGCGUUUGUGGAGCGGGACAUCCUGACCUUCGCAGAGAAUCCCUUCGUGGUCAGCAUGUUCUGCUCAUUCGAGACGCGCCGGCACCUGUGCAUGGUUAUGGAGUACGUGGAGGGAGGCGACUGUGCGACCCUUCUGAAGAACAUUGGAGCUCUGCCUGUGGAGAUGGCCCGGAUGUAUUUUGCCGAGACAGUGUUGGCGCUUGAAUACAUUCAUAAUUAUGGCAUCGUACAUCGGGAUCUCAAACCAGACAAUUUGUUGAUCACGUCGAUGGGUCACAUUAAGCUGACAGAUUUUGGACUGUCAAAGAUGGGGCUUAUGAGUCUGACCACUAACCUGUAUGAGGGACACAUUGAGAAGGAUGCCAGAGAGUUCUUGGACAAACAGGUGUGUGGUACACCUGAGUAUAUCGCCCCUGAGGUCAUUCUCAGGCAAGGCUAUGGGAAACCAGUGGACUGGUGGGCCAUGGGAAUCAUCCUGUACGAAUUCCUGGUGGGCUGUGUGCCGUUUUUCGGCGACACACCUGAAGAGCUUUUUGGCCAGGUGAUCACAGAUGAUAUUGAAUGGCCAGAUGGAGAUGAGGCGUUGCCUGGUGAUGCUCAGAGCCUGAUUUCUGCCCUGCUGCAGACCAACCCGCUUGUGCGACUGGGCACAGGUACAGGUGGAGCUUUCGAAGUAAAGCAGCACUCGUUUUUCUCCGGAUUGGAUUGGAACGGGUUACUCAGACAAAAAGCUGAGUUCAUCCCUCACCUGGAGUCCGAGGAAGACACCAGCUACUUUGACACACGAUCCGAGCGUUAUCGGCACAUCAGCUCGUACGAUGAGGACGACACCAAUGACGAUGAGCCAGUGGAGAUACGACAGUUCUCCUCUUGCUCGCCGCGCUUCAGCAAGGUGUAUAGUAGUAUGGAGCACCUGUCCCAGCUGGAGCAGAAGACCCCUGUAGUCACCCGCAGAGAGCACAAAGGUCGUCGUGAAGACAAAAUGGCCAAGAGAGAGAGUCUGGGCAGCUUCAGCAUGAGAGACAAGAGCUGGAGGACAGGCUCGCCUGAGAUGAAACGUCUGUCAUGCUCUGAGUCUCUGUACAUGGAGGGAGACUUUAGUCCUCCAAUGGGCGCCCGGCGGCGUUUUUCAGCCCUGAUGGACACGCACCGGUUUGCCGCUCCUCAAGAGGUUGACGGAGAGCUCGCAGCACGACAGGGUGGCACUAAAACCCCCGGAUCAUCAGUAGAGGAGGUUACUGCUCCAUCAUCGCCAAAUGCUAAUGAACAGAGGAAUGCUGGGAAGGAAGUGCUAUCAGCAACUUCCAGUAAGGCGUCAGAGAAGCCAUCAAGACCAGGUGAGGUAUCAGCUCCACAGGCCAUACCUACUGCAGGGGCCACAGCACUACUCUCUAGGGAUAUGAUUACCAUGAGUGACCCAAUCGGUCAGCGAGCGACCAAGGAUCUGGUGCUUCGGCGAGCGCGUCAUCAGCAGCUGUCCUGUGAUGGGGAGAAACACCCCUCACGUCCUGGCAACAAGGUCAUCAAAUCUGCGUCCGCUACAGCACUGUCUGUCAUGAUUCCUGGAGUUGAGCAGCAGUUGGGUAGCUCUCCGCUGGCCAGUCCCAUGUCCCCACGCUCGCUCUCCUCCAACCCCUCUUCACGAGACUCCUCCCCCAGCCGUGACUACUGCCCCACGGUCACGGUUCUUCGUUCACCAAUCACCAUUCACCGGUCUGGCAAGAAGUACGGCUUCACCCUCCGUGCCAUACGGGUCUACAUGGGAGACUCUGAUGUCUAUAGUGUGCACCACAUAGUCUGGCAUGUUGAGGAUGGAGGCCCUGCCCAGGAGGCGGGGCUAUGUGCUGGUGACCUUAUCACUCAUGUCAAUGGAGAAUCUGUGCAUGGAUUGGUCCAUACUGAGGUGGUAGAGCUAAUUCUUAAGAGUGGAAACAAGGUGACCGUGACCACCACACCCUUUGAAAACACCUCCAUUAAAGUAGGACCAGCUCGCAAGUCCAGCUACAAGUCCAAGAUGGCUAGACGCAGUAAGAGGCCAGUCAAAGAGGGACAAGAAAGCAAGAGGCGUGGAUCUUUGUUUCGCAAAAUAACUAAGCAGUCCAACCUGCUGCAUACAAGCCAUAGUCUGUCGUCGUUGAACAGGUCCUUGUCAUCCAGUGAAAGUCUUCCUGGCUCUCCUACACACAGCCUGUCAACUCAUUCACCCACCCAGAGUUAUCGCUCCACCUCUGACUCAUCCCACCUUGGUGCCUCCUCUCAGAGCAGCUCUCCUGCCUCCAGUACCCCAAAUUCCCCUGCGACAACCCAGCACAUGCGGCCCAGCUCCCUGCACGGACUAUCCCCUAAACUGCACCGGCAAUAUCGUUCGGCCCGUUGCAAGUCUGCCGGAAACAUUCCUUUGUCUCCGUUGGCUCACACACCAUCCCCCACUCAAUCCUCACCCCCUCCUUUACCUGGGCACACGGUGGGAAGCUCCAACACAACCCAGACGUUUCCUGCCAAGCUACACUCGUCCCCGCCUAUAAUAAGACCCCGACCCAAGAGCGCCGAGCCGCCCCGGUCCCCGCUUCUCAAAAGGGUGCAGUCAGCAGAAAAGCUUGGAUCUCCUCUUACAUCCUCUUCAUCGGAGAAGAAAGGAGGACUCGGGGUGAUGAGGAAGCACAGUUUAGAUGUCGGACAUUCAGAUUAUCGCAAGGAUGGCUUCCACUGUGAGCUGGGACUGCAGAGUCUAAUGGAAAUUGAGGGUGAGAACCUGGCAUCCGCCCCCACGACUUCUCCUUCGCCCACCCAGCAAACCCCCUCACCCCCAGAGACGGGCAUUUUUAAGCCGGUUAGGAAGCUGGGCAGGCAGGAGUCGCCUUUGAGCAGAGAUGCUUUGCUUGCUGGGCGAGAAAAAGAAAGAGACAAGGAGAGGACUGGCGAACUGAUCCAAAUUGGGGACGCUAGAACAGGGUCGGUUAGAGACACGUUCCUUCCAGGUAGCUUUACUCUACCUGGUGCAAGUUUAACUUCACAAGAAGGUUUCCUAGGUAAACCCCACACUGGGCAGCCUCCGUUUACUAAAUCUUCUCCAUCCGAGUCCAAGCCUAGUGUGGUUGUAUCCAUUCCAUCACCCCUGACUAUGGUGUCUUCCCUGUCUGCCAAAAUUACAGGUCUAAGUAAGAAGGAAGAAGGAAACGAUGCAGGUAAAACUAGGCAUAACCAGCAAGUGAAAACCACUAAGCCUUUAUGCUCCCUAAGCACAUCAGAUGUAAUCCGCAAAGACUCUUUAGGGAUACAAGGAGAAAAUGGAUGUUGGAGAAGAGAAGUGAAGCAGGACGUUGAGAAGCCUUUAACUUUAAUCAAGCAAGGCCCAUCAUGUUCUGCUCCUGGGAAGACGACAAGCACAGAGACAACCAAAGCAAGUAAGGGACCUUGUGAUGUUGAGAGUCUAAAAAAGGAUGUUUUAGAUCCCCAUACCAGAACUUCAGAUGUAAGGUUGAGAACUGUUUCUAAAGGGGUUAUUCCGUCCCAUCCACCCCAGGCACAAUGCUCUGCUUUGGGCAAACUUAGGCAAGAAAAGGGCCUGACUCCGGUCAGCUGCUACCGCGCAACGUUCGAUUGGGAGGACAAAUGUCUCUUGGAGGUUGUUGAGGAACACUCACCAUCUCCCACUCCUUCUCCAACUGGACUGACCCCAGAUCUUCCCAAAUCUCAACCUCAGUCCCCCGGUGGAAAAUCUGGUUUGGCCAUCACGUUGACCUCCACAGGGAAAUCUAUGGGGCCUGUCAAAUGUGAAACUCAUGAGGGGACCAAGGCAAAAGACACCAUCAAACCAUUAGAGGUGACCCAGACUUGUUCACUAGGAAAGACUGAGGCUGCUUCUGGGAGUAGGGAGAGCUCCAAAGGGGGUGAUCAGAACUCUUCUAGCACCCCUCUGCAUUUGAAGACUGCCAGUAGUACAAAGAAUGGAUCUUGA